AUGCAUGUGCAAGAAUUACUUAUCUACCCGGUUAAAUCAUGUGCUGGUAUCAAAGUGCAAGAAGCACUUGUAACAAAAUAUGGUUUAGCUCUUCCAUCGAAUCCUCGAAUAUUUGACAGACGAUGGAUGAUAGUUAAAGAUGGCCGACAUCAAUCACAGCGUUUUCUAUCUCGUAUGGCACUUAUUCAACCAUCGUUUGUCAAAGACGGUCUCUGUCUUCAAGCUCCUAAUAUGCCUGACCUACAUAUUUCUAUCAACCCACUGCCAAAAGAAUCGAUGCAAUGUUAUUUUUGGGAUGAUCCAGUUCUUGGUUUACGCUAUGAUGAUAAUGUUUCCCAUUGGCUUCGAACAUUUUUCGAAAUGGAAGAUAAACUCGACUUAGUUGUAUUUGACGAUCAAAAAUUCGAAGGCCGUCUAUGCAAGAAUUGUGAAGUGCCUAAUAUUGCUCGUGAUGGCGAUGUGGUUGCUUAUCAUGAUAUGAGCCCAGUGCAUUUGUGUUCUUUAGAAUCAGUCUUUGAUCUCAAUACACGACUCAAGAAAAAAAUCCAAGUGUUCAAUUUUAGGCCGAAUAUCGUUGUGGGAAAUGUCGAUAAGCCUUAUGCCGAGGAUUGUUGGCGAGAAAUUGAAGUUGGUGAAGUCAAAUUGACUUGGAUUACGGCAUGUAUAAGAUGCUUAGUGCCAACAGUGGAUCCAGAGACUGGUAUUAAAGAUCCGAAUCAAGAGCCAUGGAAAACAUUGCGAAGUUAUCGUCUCAAGCCGGAUACGUACCGUGACAAAGCUUUGUUCGGCAUCGAUUUGGCACCAACUGAUGCUGAUAAGACAAGAAAUGUUUUCGGUACUAUUCGUGUUGGUGAUCCAAUUCGAGUGAUAAAAGAUGAACCUAAUUUUUGGGAAAAAAAGGGAUUAUAA
Rotaria sp. Silwood1 is the source of this 909-nucleotide messenger RNA. NCBI's taxonomy places the organism in Eukaryota, Metazoa, Rotifera, Eurotatoria, Philodinida, Philodinidae. The record is from the annotation of a GenBank genome assembly.